AUGAGCGAUGUAUACCAUCCUGGUUCCGGUGGAUCGAAAGGAUUCCCACCAGCUCCUUACGGUUAUCCAAUACAUUGUAAUAUGUCUCGUGCCUUUCAAGAAAUGACUGAUGAUGAAAGAAAGUGCCUCGAUGAACGAAAAUAUUGGUGCUUUCUGCUUUCAAG
Cercopithifilaria johnstoni is the source of this 164-nucleotide messenger RNA. NCBI's taxonomy places the organism in Eukaryota, Metazoa, Nematoda, Chromadorea, Rhabditida, Onchocercidae. The record is from the annotation of a GenBank genome assembly.